Molecule: messenger RNA, 2007 nt
Organism: Brassica napus (rape)
Lineage: Eukaryota; Viridiplantae; Streptophyta; Magnoliopsida; Brassicales; Brassicaceae
Product: protein IQ-DOMAIN 1-like
Exons: 5
Coding region: 356-1720 (454 amino acids)
Molecular function (GO): protein binding
Source: RefSeq, a predicted model, not a curated record
AUAAAAAGUCGUUAGAAGUAGAUAUAAAAAAAAAAAGAGCGGCAAGCUGUUAGUGGGGUCUCAAACAAAUAAUACUAUCUGCUUGAAAAGAGAGAGUGAUAACAACGUGAGGAGGAUCUCUUUUCAAUUUAGCAAAGAUCAAAAAAUGUCGACCGAUUCAAAUUCUUAUUAGCAUUUUAAUUUCCAAGAAAGUCGCACAUAACCAUUAAAGGUUUUAAGUUGAACUCCGAGAUCAACUUCUUCUCCCGUUUGCAGGCUAUAGAAAGUUCCUUUUCAAAUCCAGUUUUAAGUGUUUUUGACUUUGAGAAUCCGUUUCAAUCUGUGAUCUUCAUCUGAUCAGAAAGAGAAGGAAGAGAUGGUCAAGAAAGCGAAAUGGCUGAAGAAUGUUAAGAAGGCUUUUAGCCAAGAUUUAAAGAAACUGAAACAUAAAUCGGUUGAGUAUCAGAAUAGUGAGAUCUCUUAUCCUGUAUUGGUAGCUUCAUCCAGAAGUUCUCCUCCACAGUUUGAGGUCAGAGUUGAUAAGGUCAAACGUAAGAAGAAUCUCUUCCCUCCUCCUCCUCCUCUCCCUCCUCCUCCAGAAGAAGAAGAAGAAGAAGAUGUUAUUGUAGAUUCGCCUCCAUCUUCUCCUGAGUUUGUUCCUCCAGCAGCUAAACCUGAUAGGUUUCCAGGGAAGUCAAGGGAAGAAGCAGCUGCCAUCUUUAUCCAGUCUACAUUUAGGGGUCAUUUGGCAAGAAGAGAGUCCCAGGGGAUUAGGAGGUUCGCCAGACUUAAGUUACUGAUGGAAGGACCGGUUGUACAACGGCAAGCUGCACAUACACUAAAAUGUAUGCAGACUCUCACUCGUGUACAGUCGCAGAUCCGGUCUAGGAGAAUCAGGAUGUCAGAAGAGAAUCAGGCUCGCCAUAAGCAACUUCUUCAUAAACAUGCCAAAGAGCUAGGAGGCUUGAAGAGUGGGGGUAAUUGGAAUGAUAGCAAUCAGUCCAAGGAACAAAUCGAAGCAGGUUUGUUGAAUAAGUAUGAGGCGACGAUGAGAAGAGAAAGGGCAUUGGCCUAUGCAUUCACACAUCAGCAACACUUGAAGGGCAACAUGAGAUCUGGAAACACGAUGUUCAUGGAUCCUAGCAACCCAACUUGGGGUUGGAGCUGGUUGGAAAGGUGGAUGGCUGACAAGCCAUGGGAGAGCUCGGAGAAAGUACAAAGCAAGAACGAAAAGUCAUCGGUUAAGACCUUGACCAACCGUAACUCUCAUGGACUAGAAACCACAAAACCUUCAACCCGUAAGAAGAUCAAUAGCUUGACUCAACCCAAUGUGCCACCAUCAUCAUCAACAUCUACCAUAAAAAACCCGAGAAAGAGCAAACCAAUCCCACCGUCCAUGAAAUCCAAAACCACCGAUGAAAUCACGAAAAGCUCCGAGAAGAACCGUAAACACAACAUUGCAAGGUCAGCGGUUAGUGAUGACGAGGGGUUAUCUAGCUCAACGGCUAGACGUCGCAACAUGGUUCCAACGAAACCAACACGAGGGAAGGUCAAGGCACAGAGCUCAUCAGGCGUCGCUGCUGCCACCACCACGGCAACCACAGAGGAAAAGAAUGGUGUUGUACCUGAGAAAGCACCAGCAAAGAAACGGGUUACUCCUGCACCCAAAGCUAGACGAUCCUCAGCCCCGCCCAAGGUUGAAAACAGUAAUCUAAAGAAAGUGAGAACGCCGAGUGACUAACCGAGGUAUUUUUUUUUUUUGUUGACCAUAGUAUAUAUUCUUGCGCCAAGGAUGGUUUUCUAAGAUUUGUAUCAAGAAACUAUAUGCAAGUGAAGCAAUGUUGGUUUCAAGAUUCUGUCACGAUGAUUUAUUUGUGCAUUGUAAUACUUUUGAUGAAAGUUUUGAGACGGGCUCCAUAAACCAUACUUCACUUUAAGAGUUAAACCACUUCAGUAUUGUUGAUUCGAAUUAAACCAUACAAAGAAAUUUGAAAACCGAAUACAAACCGGUUCUGUUUUUUUUUUCCC